AUGAACCAUGGGCAAGGAUUGGUGAUUGUUACCACAGAAAAAUAUCUAAAGGGCGCCUUUGAGGAAGGCCUCAAAAUCUCUGAUGAGCCAUCAGAUCUUGGUACCUUCGAGAUUGAGCAGAUGCCUGAAAAAGGUGGUUUUGGAGUAGUAGCUACUCGCAAACUCGAGAAGGUAUACGCCGGCAAGCUAUUGAUCAUUUACCUCUCCAAACGCGGGCUGCCGUAG
Messenger RNA from Puccinia triticina, 225 nucleotides. RefSeq lists its product as uncharacterized. The coding region runs from base 1 to 225 and encodes 74 amino acids. The record is from RefSeq and is a predicted model, not a curated record. NCBI's taxonomy places the organism in Eukaryota, Fungi, Basidiomycota, Pucciniomycetes, Pucciniales, Pucciniaceae. The transcript has 2 exons.